This is a messenger RNA of Episyrphus balteatus (marmalade hoverfly), 1122 nucleotides long. RefSeq lists its product as uncharacterized. Bases 1 to 1122 code for a protein of 373 amino acids. The transcript has a single exon. NCBI's taxonomy places the organism in Eukaryota, Metazoa, Arthropoda, Insecta, Diptera, Syrphidae. The record is from RefSeq and is a predicted model, not a curated record.
AUGUAUUCAAAUAUAAUUGACUCUCUCAGAGUAGACAUUAACACCUUAAACGAAAAGGUUGAUAAAUUAAUUAACGCGGUUGCUUUUAUAUCUGAGCAGCUAACAAGCAUCAAUUCAACCACUUCGAAAGGAAUCACACCUAAAACCCCUAAAAUUGACCUUUUAAAAAAACCAUCUUGUAAUCAAUCUCCAACAAAUAACGAUCGUCCCAGUAUUUCACGUGUUACAAGAAAUACUCUCAAAAGAGCAAAUGCAGCGCUCUCACCGAUUGUGCAGACCCGUACAAAAAAAAUUAUUAAAGAAACACCCAUUUCUGUUUCUCUUCCAUUUCCUAAAACACCUAUCCCCUCUUCGUCAAGUAUUACUCCAACUCCUCAAUCUAUACUUUCCUCAACUUCCACAUCUUCAAUAACUCCUACAACAUCUGAGCAAACUUCUUCAAAUACACAUUCAUCGCCACAACCUUCAUCAUGCGCCACUACAUCUUCUUCGUCCUCAGUGUCAUCAAUGUCGUCGUCAACAUGUGUAACUACAACCAUUUCUACGUCAUCAACCUCUUCAUCUACAAUAUCAACUACGUCAACUAUCACACCUGUUUCUAAUGCACUAAUUCAAAUUUUCCCGUUUUCAUCUGUAACACCUUCAACUUCAUCAUCUUUAUCGACCUUGUGUACGACGUCUUCAUCCUCAAUAUUGCCAUUGUCAUCAGUUGAUAUUUAUAAAUAUUCGCAUUCAUUAUCGUCCAUAACACCUAUCAACGAAACUAUUCAAUCUUCUGGAACUGCGCAAUCUGAAUCUUCUCUUGAUGUCCCACUUAAAGCAGCAGACAGAUUUAAAUGUAUAUUUUUAUCUAAUUUCGAUCCUCAUACAAGUUGUGAUAACAUAUGUACACAUAUAAAGUCACGUUUUCCAAACUCAAAACUUAAAAUUGAACAACUACCAACAAAAAAUCCUGACUACGCUUCUUUUAAACUCUAUGUUACUAAUGACAUUUUUAAUGAACUAUUGGAUCAUACCUUUUGGCCGGAUAAAAUUAUCGUCCAUGAGUUUGUAAACAAAAGGAACAAUAUUCGUAACCCUUUUCGGAAAAAUUUGACAAGACAAGUAAAUCGUCGCCAAUAA